Messenger RNA from Aureobasidium vineae, 1195 nucleotides. The record is from the annotation of a GenBank genome assembly. NCBI's taxonomy places the organism in Eukaryota, Fungi, Ascomycota, Dothideomycetes, Dothideales, Saccotheciaceae.
CAAGCUCAACAAUACCGCAAUCAUGGGCUACACUCGCGAGGAACUGCCUGUGCACACCAAGAGCACUUCGCUCUUUAAUCACCUGGAGACCAUGCCUGGAGACCCCAUCUUUGGAUUGAUGAGCCUUUACGCCAAGGAUCCGGCUGAGAAGAAGGCGUCUCUUACGAUUGGUGUUUAUAGAGAUGAGGAGGGCAAGCCGUGGGUGCUGCCGACGGUCGAGAAGAUGAUCGCAGAAGACGUGGCCACAAACCACGAAUACCUGCCCAUGGAAGGCCUGCAUCCUUUUGUCGAAUCAGCACGCGACCUCCUCUUCGGAAACCCUGACGCUGCUCUGACUUCCCGCAUCGGCUCUCUGCAAACCAUCUCCGGAACCGGUGCUGUACAUCUCGGCGCCCGCUUCCUCAACGACAGCCUCAAGCCAGCCACCAUCUGGGUCAGCGAUCCCACCUGGGGCAACCACCACGCCAUCUUCGACAUUGCCGCUCCCGAUGUGCAGCAGAAAAUGUACCCCUACUACGAUGCCGCGACCUGCAGUUUGAACUUUGAGGGCAUGAUGAGUACGCUGGAGGAACAGGCUCAGCCUGGCGAUUUGAUCUUGCUGCACGCGUGCGCGCAUAACCCUACUGGUAUCGAUCCCACCAAGGACCAAUGGAAGCAAAUCGCCGAUUUGUGCGAGCGCAAACACCUCUUCCCCUUCUUCGACUCUGCAUACCAGGGCUUUGCCUCUGGCGACAGAGUAGGUGCUUUCCACAUUGUUGCUGCCAGCGAGGACGCCAGAGAUAAAGCACUAAGUCACCUGAUUUAUCUCCAACGAGCCGAGAUCUCCAAUCCUCCCGUGUAUGGCGCCAGAAUCGUUGCCUUUAUUCUUCAAAACGCAGAGUUGAANGAGGAGUGGGAGCAAGAUUUGCUCAUCAUGAGUGGCCGUAUCAAGACCAUGCGAGCAGCACUUUACGGCGAACUGGUUGCGCUCUCCACACCGGGCUCUUGGGAACACAUAAUCAAUCAGAAUGGCAUGUUUAGCUACACUGGGUUGUCAGAGAAACAGGUGUUGAGUUUGAGAAAGGAACAUAUUUAUUUGCUUACCUCGGGCAGAGCGAGUAUUUCGGGCCUCAAUAGGGAUAAUGUUAAGAUGGUGGCACAGGCUAUUGAUAAGGUUGUUAGGGAGUCCGGGGAUGCGCCUGCUGCUGGGGCUGCG